Ilyonectria robusta is the source of this 953-nucleotide messenger RNA. RefSeq lists its product as uncharacterized. Bases 16 to 507 code for a protein of 163 amino acids. NCBI's taxonomy places the organism in Eukaryota, Fungi, Ascomycota, Sordariomycetes, Hypocreales, Nectriaceae. The record is from RefSeq and is a predicted model, not a curated record. The transcript has a single exon.
AGCACAACGACAACCAUGAGCGUCAAGAUGUCUCCGUCUGAAGCCACGUCCGACUCUUCCUCCCUCUUGCCUUCUGACAGCAUAUCGCAAGCCGCCAGCUCAUUGUCAGAACCCGAUUGCCAGCAUAUGGUUAAGAGAAGGAAGCUGCGAGCUGUUUCAACAUGGGAUCACUUUCGAGAAGCCGAGGGCGAUGAGCCACACGCAAAAGGCGGGAAGAUACUGCACUACUGCAGACGUUGUCGCAACCCUCCUUGGUCAACCCACAUAUCCGGCAACGCCCGCUAUCAUCUCGAGAACGCUCAUAAUGUAGUGGUUCGAGAGGAUUCAAGAUCGCAAAGCAAACGUCAGCUGGCCAUCGAAAACGCCUUUGCAAGAACAGCGGCCAAGCAGUUACAGCAAGCCGGGGAGAAGGAGACAAACACGCUGCGCGGUGUAAUCAACGUUGAUGCCUUUCGGGAGGCUCAGAUGCUGCUAGCGGUACAUAGGCACCUCCCUCUAAACUUGUAACGUGGCCAGAGUAUCAAGCGCUUCUGUCUGCAAUAAACCCUGCGGUCGAAGAGUUCCUGACGGAUUCUGGAGGCACGGUUGCGGCGGACUUGGAUAACGCACACGCAGCGCAUCAGCAGUCGGUUAAGAGGUGGUUGGGUACUGCUCGGAGCCUCAUACAUAUUUCCAUGGAUGUAUGGUCUUCUCCCCAGCACAAGUUAUUCAUCGCUGUCCACGCGCAGUGGGUUGACGAGGCCUACGUGCCUCGCAAGGCGCUGUUGGGGCUUCCGAACCUCCGCCGCUCUCACGCCGGCGCGGCUAUGGUACCUCAUUUAAUGAACAUCAUCCGGAAAUUCACUUUAGCCCACAACAUCGGCUAUUUCACUGGCGACAAUGACACAAAGAACGACACCUGCCUCCGCCAACUCGCCCAAGAGUUAUCGCGGGAGUACGGCGUUGCAUUUGAU